UGUCAGUAUUUGUGAACGUCCAGUUCUGAUGACCCCUGAGAAUUUUCACUAAUAUUAGUUGAAGCACACGGCGAUGGAGUUGGUACUGAUACCUGGCAAGUGGAUUACUACAUUACAGUUACAAGAUUGGAAAAUCUACAUUGUCUAGAAUAAUUCAGCACGUUUUCCCAGUAAUAUGGGAAAAAAUGAAAAACGUUGUCAUGAAGAAACCAAAUAAAGAAAAGUGGAAGGAAAUAUCAGAUGGAUUUAAAAAACACGCAAUGUUUUCUAACUACAUCGGCGGUCUGGAUGGGAAACACGUGCGAAUCAAAUAACCAG
Acanthoscelides obtectus is the source of this 318-nucleotide messenger RNA. The record is from the annotation of a GenBank genome assembly. NCBI's taxonomy places the organism in Eukaryota, Metazoa, Arthropoda, Insecta, Coleoptera, Chrysomelidae.